GAUGGACAUUUUGAAUCCUCCAUCAUGACAAAGGCUAUUGUAAAAUACAACGGGACCGUGAGGUGGACACCUCCUGCGAGCUACAAGAGCUCUUGUACAAUAGAUGUCACUUUUUUUCCAUUCGACAAACAGAACUGCUCAAUGAAAUUUGGAUCGUGGACCUAUGAUGGUGGAUUGGUUGACCUCAUUCUCGUAGACCAAGAUGUGGACCAGAAGGAUGUUUUUGACAAUGGAGAGUGGGAAAUCUUAAAUGCCACUGGGAUGAAAGGGACGAGAAGCGAUGACUAUUAUUCUUAUCCAUUUAUCACCUAUUCUUUUAUAUUGAGGCGCUUGCCUUUGUUCUACACAUUGUUCCUGAUUGUCCCUUGCCUAGGCUUAUCUCUUCUUACUGUUCUGGUAUUUUACUCACCGUCAGAUGAAGGGGAGAAACUAUCAUUGUCCACUUCAGUUCUAGUCUCCUUGACUGUGUUCCUCUUGCUUAUUGAAGAAAUAAUCCCUUCCUCUUCAAGGGUUAUCCCUUUGAUUGGCGAGUACUUAUUAUUCAUUAUGAUCUAUGUCACCCUCUCGAUCAUUGUCACUGUCUUUGUUAUAAACAUUCAUCACCGAUCCUCAACCACUUACCACCCCAUGGCUCCAUGGGUCAAAAAGCUGUUUCUUCAAACCCUUCCCAGACUUUUGUGCAUGAGGGGCCACACUGAUCGCUACCACCACUGUCCAGGAAGUGCUCCAAAUAGUCCAAAGGGAAAGCAAAAAGCCAAUGAGAAGCAUCGUCAUACUUCUUCGACAAGGAGUGAAGAACAUGCAGCAAUGGUGACCAUCCUAGAAAAGGCUGCUGAGUCGGUGAGAUACAUCUCAAGCCACAUAAAGAAGGAGCAUUCCAUUCGAGAGGUAGUGGAAGACUGGAAAUUUGUAGCUCAAGUUCUCGACCGGAUUUUCUUAUGGAUAUUUUUGCUGGUGGCCAUUCUUGGAUCAAUAUUGAUAUUUGCACCAGCGCUUCGAAUGUGGGAGAGCAUUGUCAUAAUGCCCAAUUGAAACUAUAAUAACUAAUCAAAGAUGUAGCCCAUUGGUAUUUUGGAGCUGGUUUGCAAAUAUAUUGCUUGUUACAAGAUUCUAGACAAAAGAAUUAUAUUUUGUUGGAAAAUGAUUUGAUAAAUAGUUAUUUAAAAGGCAUGGGGACAUACAUGUUCAUAGAUAAUGGACAGGGUUUUCACUAGAUUUCUAUGGAAAUACCAAAAUCUUUAAUUAACUUAAUAAAAGGGGUAAAUUAUGUACAGGGCAAUUCAGAUUUCUGUGUAUUUUGGCAAAUAACUAAAAAGUAUUGAAUUGGAUGUUGACCUUGUCAGAGUGACUGCACUCUUAGAUCAAAUAAAUUCCUGCAACGA
Molecule: messenger RNA, 1382 nt
Organism: Amblyraja radiata (thorny skate)
Lineage: Eukaryota; Metazoa; Chordata; Chondrichthyes; Rajiformes; Rajidae
Product: neuronal acetylcholine receptor subunit beta-3
Exons: 2
Coding region: 25-1032 (335 amino acids)
Biological process (GO): monoatomic ion transmembrane transport
Cellular component (GO): membrane
Molecular function (GO): transmembrane signaling receptor activity; extracellular ligand-gated monoatomic ion channel activity
Source: RefSeq, a predicted model, not a curated record